This is a messenger RNA of Misgurnus anguillicaudatus (oriental weatherfish), 520 nucleotides long. Its product is annotated as P2X purinoceptor 7-like. NCBI's taxonomy places the organism in Eukaryota, Metazoa, Chordata, Actinopteri, Cypriniformes, Cobitidae. The record is from RefSeq and is a predicted model, not a curated record.
GUCACCGGUGUGAAUGAUGGAAAAUAUAGGCGUUCAACCUUAUAUGUUUGAACCUGUCUCAGAUGAUGAUGAAGAUGAAGAUUUUGUACCACAACCAAUUGUUAGGAGAUUGGAUAUGAACGUUUCUGAAUGGUGUACUUGUGGAAAUUGUGCACGCAUGACUCUCGAGACAGAACUUGUAUGUUGCAGGGAAAUACCACAGGUCACAAGAAGAAUGAGCCAAGUUCCGGAAGAGAUAUCGUGCAUGACAGACCAUCCCGGCCUUGAACCUGUGUGCUUAAACUUAUAUUCUUUGCAAAAUGCAAUGAAUGUUUAUCGAGCUGACCAUGGGCGUUUAAGACUCAGAGGGAUGGAAAGGCAGUGCAGAUAUUUGGCCUACAGGUGGUUUGUUAGCUGGUGCUGGGGUUUCCUUGGACGUAGUGUACGAGUUGUCAUUCCCUCAUGUGUGGUGCUGCGCAUACGAAGGGAGUUCCCUAAUGCUGCAGGGCAAUAUGUCGGAUUCAGACCCCCCCUUGACUGA